Molecule: messenger RNA, 2553 nt
Organism: Rhinocladiella mackenziei CBS 650.93
Lineage: Eukaryota; Fungi; Ascomycota; Eurotiomycetes; Chaetothyriales; Herpotrichiellaceae
Exons: 1
Coding region: 1-2553 (850 amino acids)
Biological process (GO): positive regulation of transcription by RNA polymerase II
Cellular component (GO): nucleus
Molecular function (GO): zinc ion binding; DNA-binding transcription factor activity, RNA polymerase II-specific; transcription cis-regulatory region binding
Source: RefSeq, a predicted model, not a curated record
AUGUCUAUGCCUCAGAUUGAUGCUCAAAGGGGGACUGCGCAGACACAAGCAGACGUCAAUGCCCCUCGCAAAAGGAGGAAACGCGCACCCGCUGCUGGCGCCACCAACGAUUGCUUUACAUGUACCACUCGUCAGCUCAAAUGCGACCGACGCAGACCCUAUUGCUCGCAAUGCCUGGACGAUGGGAAAGAUUGUGCUGGCUACAAGACACAAUUGACCUGGGGCAACGGAGUAGCAAGUAGAGGAAAGUUGCGUGGCCUGUCGCUGCCCAUUGCAGGCACUCAGAAAGUUGCCACACCCAGUUCACCAUCGAAACCGAAGAGAAAGCCUUCGCAAUCAUCCCAAUCAUCGCAAUCGCCCCACUCCUUACUACAGGGAAAUCAUAAUGCCAUUCCAGACUCAAGGAAUGUGCCAGCACAUUUAGUCCCCAGUCCCAAUUCGUCCAACACUGGGAAUGUCGGCCCACAGUUCGAUCAACCCCAGAUUUCUUUCCCUCUUCCCCCCCAUUAUACUACGGGCGCAGCGUGGGCACCGGCUACAGCCACUACCUUGCCCGCAACCGCGGGCGUCGAGUCGGAGCCAACAGAGCCGUCAUACUCGACAAUUUCCUCCAUCUCGUUGACCUCCCCCCUCGAGAGCUAUCCAUCUGGUAAUAGACUCAAUCCGAAUAUUGGGUAUGGCGGCAGCGAUCGAGUGUCGCCCAUGUCUCAUUCCACUUCCUCACCAGAAUCUGCAUAUUUCGGACGAGUUAUGAGCCACGGCUCCACGGGAGUUCCCAGUGCCCUACCAGAGUAUCCCGUUUCGCCUCAAUUUCGUUCGCCACAUGACAACGCCAUACCUGAUCACGGGAAUUUCUCCUUCUGCCAAGCCCUGGGCGAAUCCUACGUUCGCCAUGAUCCGUAUGCGCAGUCUUAUCUAUCACAUCAUCUUGAUCCGUCAUUUGAGCAUGGGACUGAGCAGGCAGUCGAUGACGACGUAGAGGAGGUUCGUCGUGCUGAAUGUGGCGAGGAUGAUGGAUGCGCGGUCGUUGAAACUGACUCUGCUGUCGCCUUUCCACAGGUGUCCCUCCAUUACAAUGUGCGCCUCUCUCCACUCGCUGGUGUGGGCGCCAUCGGAGCAACCCCGAGGAUGCAAUACCUCAUAAGCUAUUAUACCGAGGUCAUCUCCCCUGUUAUAGUUGCCUUUGAUGGUCCCUCGAAUCCGUACAGGACAGAGAUUCUUCGAUUAGCCGCUAGGAGCGAGACGCUGCAACAUGCAAUAUCUGCUUUGUCUGCAAGCAAUUUGAGGCAACGGAGAGAAACCGGUGCUCUCUCCACGGGUAAGACUGAUCCGGCGAGGCGAUCGUCUAUGGCGCACCUGGCCCUGACCAACGAAUCAUGGCAUAAUAUUGGUUUGCUAUGCCCCCAAGAACAGGCACGAGAAGAAUCGCGGCACAAGGGAAUUGCCAUCCAGUCCUUGAACAGACAGCUUGCCAAUCCUGUCUUACGAAUGGACGAUUCCACCUUGGCCACUCUCCUAAUUCUGUGUUUAUUUCAUAUUUGCGAUUCGGGGGUUGCGAGGUUUCAGACUCAAUUUGCUGGGGUGAAGAAACUCCUUAGCCUUCGCAAAAGUGACCCUGCUUCAGAAACGAAGGCGACUAAGUGGUUCACUCGGAUGUUUACCUGGUUUGAUGCGAUGACCGCCACAGUGAACGAUCGAGAGGGACAGCUUCAGGGAUAUCACCUAGACGUGUCUGCUUUGUCGGAUGAGGAAUGGGCAUUGGAAAAUCUUGCCGGCUGUGAUGGACAACUAUUCAAGACGAUUGCCAGACUGGGCCGGUUAAAUGUGUUAAGCCAGGGGAAGCCCGUGAAAGAGAAUCCAACAAUCGUUUCCAGACCAUUACCGCAAAUGCCCGCCGCACUGAAUCUCGACUACAACAGUUUCGACGGGAAUGGAUGGAUGCGCAUUGUUGAGGAUGAAAACCUAUUCUCAAGCAAGACCACGGAUCCGGAUGUAAAAACACAGUUCUGGCGGGAAUGGCGGGAAAUCCGGCACGCAUUACAAACAUGGCAACUGAACACUACCCUUUUCGAUUCUUCGAGCCCGGAAGCUCCAUAUCUUACGCUUGAACAGAGAAUCGACCUUGCCAAUAUAUCCGAGUCAUUUCGAUACUCGGCGUUGCUCUAUACCGAGCGUCUAGCGAACCCGACCGUCCCAAGUACAGACCCAUGUAUUCGAUCUUGGGUGCAGAAGUGUUUGAUGUACAUCAAAGCAGUUAAAUCGGAUGUAUAUCUUCUCUGGCCCCUUUUCAUCGCUGGCAGCGAAUGCGUGGAUGAAAUGGACCGGGAAGUCAUCCGUGUACGUUGUUUGGACAUUCAGAAAGACAGUGGAUUUCUCAACAAUAAGAGCUGUCUAGAACUGUUGGAAAAGGUGUGGUUGAGAAAUGAUGAGAAAAAGAGGGGUUCAGCUAGGCCCGGCCCGGGCUCACAAGUGGAUCUGGAGAAAGAGAGUGGUUUCAGAUUCACGACGAUUAUGAAAUCGGAAAAGAACGAUGGUGAAUAUAUAGUGGUGUGA